Molecule: messenger RNA, 2101 nt
Organism: Orcinus orca (killer whale)
Lineage: Eukaryota; Metazoa; Chordata; Mammalia; Artiodactyla; Delphinidae
Gene: FAM3B
Product: FAM3 metabolism regulating signaling molecule B
Exons: 8
Coding region: 1351-2058 (235 amino acids)
Source: RefSeq, a predicted model, not a curated record
UUUGGUGAAAGGUGACAAAUUUUAUGUUAUGCACUUUUUGACCAUGUUUAAAAAAAAAAAACUGAAAGCAAACCCAGAGACAAAAGCUCGGUCUCUGAAGUGAAGUGAGCUCAAGACGAAGGUGAGAGUCUUCGCAGAUGAAACCAACACUCCCUUUAAUGAGCUGAUCGAUGUGUUUCAUGUAACUGUUAGGCAUAGUUGGAGAAUGACUCCUGAGUAUUGCUGUAGAGCAGCUCAGAAAGGCAUCCACACUGAAACGAGCCAUGCUGGGGCCGGGUACUGUUCUGAAGUCCUCGGGAAGGAUUCCUAAUUGAGACCCCUGUCUUCUGUUCCCUCUGAUUUAGAAGACAGCAGGCAGAGGGUGACCUAGAAAAAUAAGGCCACACUGUCCACAGGGCAUGUGUCCCCAGGCCCCCUGGAUGGCACUGGAUGGAUGGGAGCUUCUCAGGAGGCAAAGACGGUGGUAGAGGGCGGGUCACAGCCAAGCCCCCCGUGACACCCCAGGGUACUUUGCGUCACUGUGGAAGCCUCCGGGCUUUCUCAGGGAAGCAGAACUGCAGGAGCCAGUGGACCCCGAGGGUGGCGACCCUGCCUCUCUGGAACUCUUUUUCCACAAGAGUGACCAACUGCCCUUAGAGCCUUAACUUACCCUUGGGAGCCUGAGGCCCCUGUGACUACAGUGGUUUCAAAAGCUCUGUAAAACCUGAUGGAUGUCUGGAAUGCAAGCCCACAUGUGGCGCGGAGAAGCGGCUGUCCCUUCUUGGAAGUGGGCCGUCUUCUGGGAAGCCUAACUCCCACCAGAGCCUGGCCUCCUGUAAACCCAAGGACCUGCAGGCCUGCCGCCCUGACCGUGGGGCCUGGGACAUCGUGCUCACCCUAUUUUCCCUGAUCGACCAGGAGCAAAGGAGGAAGCCUGCUGGGCUGUGCAAACAGCAGCGGGCAGGAAGUUCAACAGCCUUAGAACGGGGACCUGCACUUCGAACCUGGAUUUCCCUGGGACUUGGCUUUGACGUCUCAAAGACUCAGAGUAUGCCUAAUAUGCCUAUCUUGGCGGUCACUUGACUUUGUGAGACAUUCGAUUGGGGUCUGGGGCCGCCAACCGUAAAGGGACGGGGUCCUCCUUUCAGAGCAAAACCCGCCCGUUCUCGCUGGUCCCCAGUCAGCCUGGGCCAACGAGCCGGAGAUCGAGGGCGCCACCAGCGCACCUGCCCCGCGCACCUGCCCGCCCUCCCCGCCGCCGGCCGGCCCCCGGGGCGUGUCGCCCAGGGGUCCGCCCAGUCCUUGCGAGGCUCCCUCGGUCACCCUGAGCUGCGGCCCAGGCUCCGGAGGGUCCGGAGCCGCAGCUGGAAGAUGCGCCCCGCGGCUGCCGGCACCCUAAAGGCAGUGUUCUUCAUCUUCGCCUCCCUGUGCGCCUGGUAUUCUGGGUACCUGCUGGCAGAGCUCAUUCCAGAUGUGCCCCUGUCCAGAGCUGCCUACAGCAUCCGGAGCAUCGGUGAGAGGCCUGUCCUCAAAGCCCCAGCCCCGAAAAGGCAAAAAUGUGACCACUGGACCCCGUGUCCCCCAAACACCUACGCCUACCGGUUGCUCAGUGGGGGUGGCAGGGACAAGUAUGCCAAGAUCUGCUUUGAGGAUGAGGUGCUCAUAGGAGAAAAGACUGGGAAUGUGGCAAGAGGAAUAAAUAUUGCCAUUGUCAACUAUGUGACUGGGAAAGUAUUAGCAACACAGUAUUUUGAUAUGUACGAAGGAGAUAACUCUGGACCGAUGACUAAUUUUAUUCAGAGCGCUCCCUCGAACUCCCUGCUCUUCAUGGUGACCCACGAUGACGGUAGCAGCAGACUGAAGGAGGACGCUAAGAAGGCCAUAGAAGCCCUGGGAAGUAAAGAGAUCAGGAACAUUCGGUUCAGGUCGAGCUGGGUAUUUCUUGGAGCAAAAGGCUUUGAACUUCCUGCAGGAAUUCAGAGAGAAAAGGUCAACCACUCAGAUAAUGCGAAGAACAGGUAUCCGGGCUGGCCCGCAGAGAUCCAGGUAGAAGGCUGCAUACCAAAAGGACCAAGCUAACAUGGCCCGGCCUCAAUAAAGGUGACUUUUGCAGACAAAUGCA